Messenger RNA from Sesamum indicum (sesame), 1456 nucleotides. RefSeq lists its product as uncharacterized. NCBI's taxonomy places the organism in Eukaryota, Viridiplantae, Streptophyta, Magnoliopsida, Lamiales, Pedaliaceae. The record is from RefSeq and is a predicted model, not a curated record. Gene Ontology annotation, cellular component: membrane.
CAGUUACGCCGAAGUUUCACCAUUUCAGGGAAAAUCGGAAUUUGUAUCUUAGCAGCUAAUCAUCAUCAUCAUAAUAAGCCCCACUAGGAAAAAUUACUGCAAGAGACCAAAAACAAGAAAAACCCCAUUUGCGAUUACGAGUUAUCACAUCGCACACAGAGCAUACGGGGAAGAAAGCAAAGGAUCACUGUGGAAAUCACUCUGAUCCUUCAAUCAAUGGGCUAAAUCCUCGACGUGUUUAUCGUUUCUGAAAAGGGUUUUCCUUUUGGUGGUGAAACAUAUUUUUUUCUUUCACAUUUCUGGGUUCAAUCUGGCAAAUUUAGGGGGGAUAAAUUUGAGGCCUCGCUUGUCAUUGAAGCAAGCUUUACCGGAGGACCCAGAAGAAGAAGAGUGCAGGCCCUGGCGCAAAAAGAUCUUGUUUUUCUCCCCACAUUCCAUUAUAAUGGCUUUCAAAUUGAGUUGGGUUUCUCUGCUGAAGAUUUCUUUGCUUUUAGCGCUGAUCGCCGCUUUUACAAUUGCUUGCUUCACUCUCCCUAUUGAGAAGAUACUGAAGGAUUUCUUAGUAUGGAUACAGGAAGAUCUUGGUCCAUGGGGCCCUCUAGUGCUAGCUGUUGCAUACAUUCCCUUAACGGUGUUGGCAGUUCCGGCUUCAGUACUGACGCUGGGUGGCGGCUAUCUCUUUGGCUUGCCUGUGGGUUUUGUUGCUGAUUCAGUUGGUGCUACAAUUGGUGCUGGAGCUGCAUUUCUUCUUGGGCGGACUAUAGGGAGGUCAUAUGUCAUUUCCAAGUUAAAAGACUAUCCCAAGUUCCGUGCAGUUGCAAUUGCAAUUCGGAGAUCAGGAUUUAAGAUUGUGCUGUUGCUCCGGCUUGUUCCUUUGCUUCCCUUUAACAUGUUGAACUACCUGUUAUCUGUUACUCCAGUACCUAUAGCUCAAUACAUGCUUGCUUCAUGGUUGGGCAUGAUGCCAAUUACUUUUGCAUUGGUCUAUGUGGGGACAACUUUGAAGGAUCUUUCGGAUGUAACACAUGGAUGGCAUGAUUUUUCCAAAACCCGCUGGGCAUUCAUUCUGAUAGGUCUUGUUGUGUCCGUACUGUUAAUGAUUUGUGUUACUAGAGUUGCAAAGGCUGCUUUGGAGAAAGCUUUGGCUGAAAACGAGGAUGUAGAUGCUGAUUUCCUGUCACCGCAUUUACCCAUUAAGGCCAACCCUGCUGUAAAUCUCCAUGAUCCACUUAUAAUCAAGAUUGAUACCGAUGAAGACACUCGCUAAAUGCAAUUCAUUUAUGUGUAAAUUCUCUCGCUGCUCGUAUGUAGCUUAUUCUAAGCUAUGCUUGACAUUCAUCUGUACAGCUGAAUUUUUUCUCAACGGGUAGUCUAGCUACGUUGGACACUGUUUCAUUCCAUGUAUACUUUUAAGACAGGCAUAAGCUAAAUAAAGCAAACAAAUCUUACUUGGAUA